UGCAUUUCGAAAAUAAAAUAUUCCUCGAUUUGAUUGAUUCCGGCGUCCGUUUUUAAUCGCCGAUAAAAUAAAAAAAUAUAAAAACAAUACUUAUUCAAUCAUAAUUUGUUUAUAUGAAUUAAAAAACGUAAAUAAAUUCUACGUGUAACUGUAAACGUUGUAAAGAGAAAAUAUGGAGAAAAGACGUAGUUCAAAUCGCGGGAGGUGGACUAGAGAGUCUGCUAGAAAGCUUGAAAACAAAAGUAAUUUGAGGUCGUCACCCAGCCGAAGGGCGUCCCCAACUCGCAAAGCUUCUCCCUCAUCGUCAAGUGGCCGAAAAUCGCCAGCUAGACGAGCCUCUCCUGGUCGCAAAGCUUCGCCUGCUCGACGAGCUUCACCUUCUCGCCGUGCAGCAUCGCCAGCAAAGCGUCCACCAUCAGUUGCUAGCAGCACAAGAUCCUCCCGACAGAGAAGCGCCGCUGUUAUAACUCCAACUCCGGUAGUGCCACCAUCACCAAUUAAAGAGAAAAAAGAGCCGCCAGCAACUGCAACCCCUCCAAAGCCCAAAAACGAAAAGACCAAAACAUCACCUCAAUCAACAACAAAGACCACCACAAACGACGUUGUAAACAAAUCCCCAGUCGCAAUAACAUCCAUUACCACAACUAGCUCUUCUGUACACAGUUCAUUUAGCAUCUCGACACAAAAAACUACUGACAUUGGUUCGAGUAAGAACACGUCUGGUGAAUCGGAAUUGGCUAAACUAACAGACUUCAUUCGUCGAUCGGUAUCGAAAACCUUCAGUACUUCACAACGUGGUGGCUCACAAACCCCAUCUACUCAUCAAUCGCGCAUUAGUCGUUCGAUAAGUCAAAGUAAUUACGAUGAUGGCGAUAAUUAUUCGAAGAUGGAAUUCUCCGAUAGCGAGGAAGAGAACUUCAAGAGCGUCAAUAUAACUUUAAAGUCCUCAUAUACGCCGCUAAUCGAUAGAACAUCAACGUCCUUUUGUCGGAAAAUCGAGGCGCCCAAAGAAUUCGGAGGUCUGGUGGGUUCAUGUAUGUUGCUAGUAAUUGUCCCCCUAUUGGCCUAUUACCUGCCGUGGUGCUGCAGAAAGAAGGUUUGUGAAUUCAAGCAACCGAACUUGUCGGCAUUGUUCGAUUUAAAGUAUGUGGAGAAGAUUUUCAAUGGACAAGCUGUAGGAAGCUAUGUGGCAUUCAAUAGUGGAAUAUUCAUUCUGUCGGCUGCUUUGUUUGGACGAUUUGUUCGCUUGCCAAGUGAUCGUCCAGGUUCGGGAUACUACUUCAACGCUUUGCCCAUAGCUGUUUUGGCUACUAUCGGGCUUGGAGUUGGCGAGUACUUGAAAUAUCCAGUUGCGGACUUUAUUCUCAAGAACUACUUGCGCUAUUCUUUGUUUUCCCUUUUGAAUGCCUUUUUCGUGGCUACUUGGUGCUAUGUCCGUGCGAAUUAUAUAGGAGCACCAGAUCUUCAAACUAAUCCCUACGCCAAGUCCGGAAACUUUAUUGUGGACUUCUGUCUGGGCAAACAAGUGAAUCCCAAGUGGUUUGGAAGUGUGGACAUUAAACAGGUUUACUACAAGGUCUGGAUGAUUACUACUCUGUUGUUUGCUGAGAUUUUCAUACUUAAAAACAUCGAAUUGCCAUCGAUGCCUGCAGAAAUUAUCCAGGAAACCGAGACCUUGGUGGGAAGCGUACCGAUUAUUGCAAAGUUCUACGCAGAGAAUAUUAAGUUUGACACGACGUCAUUGGUCUCCUCAUUGAUGUUGCUUACCUAUGCCCUUGAUGGUGCUAUUUUCGAACAUCAUUUGGCGUCUUCUUUUGAACUGCAGCAAGAAGGACUCGGUGCUUUGGUUCUGAUUCGCUAUGCAGCUACCCCUUUCCUACUCAAUGCCAUCCCGAAAUACCUCUUCGAACACAAAAGCGUGGUCCUUCCUAAUUGGGCAAUGGCUGUUAUGGUGAUCCUAUUCGCAGCUGGACUGGUCCUGAAACGCAUAAGCAACAAAAUAAAGUACCAAUAUCGCAUCAAUCCAAACUUGCCGGCAUUUAAUCAAAUGGAAACCAUUCACACUUUCCAAGGACGCCGCUUGUUGUUGGGCAAUCUGUGGGGUCGUGUACGUCAGCCCAAUUACGCCGGUGAAAUUUUAACUCUUCUAAGCUUCACAGUACCAUUAUGCUUCAAAUUCGCUUGGCCCCCACUUGUUUGUAUUUUGCUGUUCGUCGUCUUUCUUCUACAUCGCUCAGUGCGUUUAAGUGCACGCAACUCAACACGAUACCAUUCAUCAUGGGUGCGCUAUUGUAUGAAAGUCAGGAAUUUGGUUGUGCCUAAGGUUUUCUAAAGCAAUUAUAUAUAUAUUUUAAGUCAGUCAACAAAAAUUAAAAAUACAAAAAAAAAAUGCAUAUUUCCCACCACUUAAAAACAAACAAACAAUUUCUUAGGUUUUAGUCUGUCGCUAUUGGUUAAGCUAUUUAAUUAAGAACCAAAUUAUUCAUUAAGUAGGUAUUUUUAUAUAUCUAAAUCAAAUUUAUAUAAAAGCAAUGCAUUAAAAAAUGCGGAACAUUUCAGGACUUCAGCAAACUAGUAUAUAGAAUAAUCAUAUUAUGUACGUUUUCUUUUGGUAUAAAUAUUUAACCAAUUUCGUUGUAAUAACACAAACAUAUAAUAUAAAUAACAUUACAAUUUAUAUUUGCUUUUGUCAAAGGCAGUGGAACGAUUUUAAUUUGUAAACUAGAUUUUAAUGCAAGUAUAUGUCCCGUCUUAUACUUUGUUUUAAUUUUAAACUAGAUUUUUUAGUAUAUCAGACUUUUAAAAAAAUAAUAUAAUUGAUGCUUUUAAUUUUUAAGAUUUUCUUUUUAAUUUCUUACUUAAUUGUAUAUGUAUGUAGUACGUGGUUUUGAUUUUAUAAAGAAAAAUGUAUUUUUAAAUUAAAAUAAAUUUGUAAAUAAAAUCUACGAUAAUGCUCAAA
Molecule: messenger RNA, 2959 nt
Organism: Eupeodes corollae
Lineage: Eukaryota; Metazoa; Arthropoda; Insecta; Diptera; Syrphidae
Gene: LBR
Product: lamin-B receptor
Exons: 3
Coding region: 173-2332 (719 amino acids)
Biological process (GO): sterol biosynthetic process
Cellular component (GO): endoplasmic reticulum membrane; nuclear inner membrane
Molecular function (GO): oxidoreductase activity, acting on the CH-CH group of donors, NAD or NADP as acceptor
Source: RefSeq, a predicted model, not a curated record